This is a messenger RNA of Nematostella vectensis (starlet sea anemone), 6252 nucleotides long. Its product is annotated as rab GTPase-activating protein 1. Lineage: Eukaryota; Metazoa; Cnidaria; Anthozoa; Actiniaria; Edwardsiidae. The transcript is spliced from 20 exons. Bases 761 to 4042 code for a protein of 1093 amino acids. The record is from RefSeq and is a predicted model, not a curated record.
GAUGCCACGCUGGCGUAGACCCAGAAGCAGACAUUUUGUUUUGGUAAGUGACAAGUCGUGCUUCGCUUGCUCGACAGUAGGAGAAUAAUCACAAAAGAGCCCCGACGAUGUGGAAAAUUCACGCAGUGUGUGGACUUCGCCGUGAAUAAUUCGUGUGCGAGAUAGGAAGAUAAGAAGAACCUGCGAAAAAAUUGUCACUCCCAAAGUGAGCACUUCCUACCGUCGUUCUUGGAAAAAAUCAAGACAUUACGAUACGGAAUUCAGAUCAAAUACCGAUAUUAUAAUAGGUACAUUUAAAUGUCAGUGAAAAGUUUUCGUCAAUUUUAAAUCGUCGUGGGAAUUUAGCCUGUAUUGGCGAAAAGACUGCUUCCUCGAGAAUCUUCUUAGAGCCGGCAUUCAAGUCAACGCUAGUUUGGGAAUUUAUGGACAGAAUUUGUCUUCAGUUGAAUCCGCUCGACACACGCUACUAAACGCAAUCACCUGUCAAAAAAACAUUUCGUUAGUGGAAGUGAAAAGGAAUCUUAUCGAAUGUCAUCUACACGUGCAUAUUUGGUGUUCUGAAUGAAAAAAGAUAACCCACUUUCUUUAAAAGCCAACUAAAGGGGAAAGAACAAAACACAGGGAAAAUAUUCCCUUAGAUCUACAUUCACCGAAAUAAUAUUUCCAAUUGAAAUAUAAUAUUUAAUUUAGGAGUAAUUAAGCAAGCUGUAGCCUGCCUGGUGCCAUUAUUGACACAUUUCAAGCUGGAUAUACCACUGGCAUGGCAGAGGAAGUAGCUGUUAAUAGUAGUCCCAGCAGUCCAAGUAGCCAGAAAUCAAAUGGUGAGCAGGAGUUUAUAAUGCUAGCCACACCAGAUAUUGAUACAGCCUCAGAUACAACAUCUGGCAAAAGCAAGUCUCAGGCAAGCAGCAUUGGGAGUUUUGCCGAGGUGAACAUCCCAGAUACAGAAGCUACUCUGGAUAAGGAUUAUACAGAUGAAGAAGUGACACAACUUGUAGAGGACGCCAGGAAGGAAAUUCCUGGGAAAGAAAAUGGUAGAGUUGAAGAUGAGACAAAUAGGUAUUCAUUAGAUAGUGGAAUAGGCCAACUUAGUGACAGCAAGCUAACUGAGAAUGAGGAGGAAAGUGAAAUGAAAGAGGAUGGCAAUAAAGUAAAGGAUGUUAUAGAUAACCGGGAGAGGGCAUCUUCAGCAAUCACAACAUCUACAACAAAUGACACCACUAUUGAUGAUGAGACACUGCGCAACAGGGCGUCAACAGAUGUUGGUAGUGGGGAGGAGGAUGAAAUUGAUGAAGAUGCAGCUAGAUUCUCAGGAAUUAUGUACCUAGGGUCGUCAACUGUUAAUGCCCCUGUGAGUGAGAUUGAGCUUAAGCGCACCAUGGUGAUACUGCGGGAGCAAUCCCAAGUGACAAUAGAUGUAGACCUUGUUGUUGGAUCUACUUCUAAGGGAAAGCUAAGACUAGUAGACCCUGAGACCAAUUCUGACAUUGCAACAUACAGGGUGCAGAGGAUUAUAUUUUGUGGGCGUGGUGAUGUUGAUGGUCAAGAGAGAGACUGUUUUGCUUUCAACACUGUACAUGGGGAUACAGACAUAUUCCAUUGUCAUGUAUUCAAGUGCAAAGAGCCAGAAAUGGCUGGAAAAAUAUUAAAAAGCUUUUCAGUGGCAUUUAAAAAGCAUAGAAAGCCUUUGGGUCAGCAGCAUGGACAACAGAUAAAGUCCCCUGUUAACCUCCACAACAGCCUCACACCCUUGAAUAACCUCCUGUUCAAAUUUGACGUCACAUUGGACAUCCUUGAGGAUGAUGGCAAGGGCUUCGUAUCUGUGUCAAGGGAUAAAGCAUGCUUCAAACUGAGACAGAAUUUGCAAAAGAAAGUAUUGGUGACUGUGCAGCAGCUGUCAAACAGACACAUAAUUGUGGAAAGGUGUUUUGGGCUGUUGAUCUGUCCAGGGCGGAACAUCAGGCACUCAGACAUGCACCUUCUCUCAGGAGUUUCCAUGGAAAUACAGGAUAACGGCAGGCUGUAUAGUAUCAGUGGUCUGUGGAACCCAGCAUCGCAGGAUCUACUUGUUUUGAACACAGAAUCGCCUAAAGACACGAGGGUCUUUAUGACAAUAGCUGUUGACUUGGUAUUUACUGGCGUUACUGUGCCUGUUAGGUUUAUCUAUGAAACCAAAGCCAGAAUCUACCCUACAAAUGAGCGUCUGUGGAUCUUAACCAGGCCAAAGAUACAUGAUACCUAUGUAAUGGAAUUGAAAGAGGCAUUAGAUGGGGAGUCAGGGGAGAGGGGUUAUGAAGUAAAGAGCAUUACUAGUGAGGCAGAGCUUGUCGCACGAGGGCAGCUACUAAAGAGGCAGUCCUCACCACAACAGACACCUGCAGGGGAUAAGAAUUCAGAAGAUGAUGAAGAAGACGACGAGCCAUUGCUUUCUGGCACAGGAAUGGUACAAAAAGAAUGUUCCGAGCAGGAAUUGUGUAGUUGGUCUGAGCUACUGAGCAAAUGGAAAGACGUGUCGACUAGACCAAGGCAACUUGUCCAGUUAGUCAGAAAGGGCAUACCGGAGCCUCUACGGGGCCAGGUAUGGCAGAUGAUGGCUGGCCUCUCUGAGAAUGAUGAGUUGGUUGACAGCUAUAAACACCUGUUCACCAAGGAAUCCCCUACGGAGCAAGUGAUAGUUUGGGACAUUCAUCGUACAUUCCCCGCUCAUGACUACUUCAAGGACAGUGGGGGGGAGGGACAGGAGGCACUGUAUAAGAUCAGCAAGGCAUAUUCUGUGUAUGAUGAAGAAGUUGGCUACUGCCAGGGCUUGUCAUUCUUUAUAGCUGUGCUUCUCUUACACAUGCCGGAGGAGCAGGCCUUUGCAGUGUUGGUGAAGAUCAUGUCAGCUUAUGGUCUGAGGGAAGUGUUCAGGAAUGACUUUCAGCUGCUGCACCUUAAGUUCUACCAGCUGGAGCGUAUGAUAGAGGACUCGAUGCCAGAUCUGUUCAGUCACUUUCAGCACAAUAAUGUGGAGGCCCACAUGUACGCCUCCCAGUGGUUCCUCACCAUGUUCACCGCCAGGUUCCCUUUACCCAUGGUGUACUCCAUCAUGGACCUCAUCCUAUGUGAGGGCACACACGUUAUCUUUCAAGUAGCUCUAGCGUUGCUCAAGGAUGCGCGUAAAGAUCUUUUGCAGAUGGACUUCGAGGGCAUCCUGAAGUUCUUCCGGGUUUCGAUGCCAAAGAAGUACAUGGAGGAGGAACGCUACAAGCAGCUGCUGGGCUGUGCAAUCGGAAUAAAGGUGACCCCCAAGAAGCUUCGUAAGUACGAGAAGGAGUACGAGGCCAUCAAGGAGAAGGAGGCCCAACUAGAGGACCCUGUGGAGAGAUUUAAGAGGGAAAACAAGCGCUUGGUGGAAGCUAACAUGCGACUUGAGCUUGAAAACGACUACCUUGCACACGAGCUGGUCACGUGCAAGGUCACGCUGCACAGCAAACUCGCUGAGGCGGAGGAGCUGAUCGAGGAGCUAACGGCCAAGCUGCGGGUGAACAGCAAGGCUCUUACUGAGACGGAAGACGAACGAGAGCGCUUCAAGACUGAGGGCGCUCAGCUGAAGGAGAUGUGGCGUAAGAGCAUGCAAGAAGCUGAGGACGAAAAGACGCGUCACACGGCCAUCAUUGACGAGUACAAAAAGAUCUGCUCGCAGCUUGAUGAACGAAGUGAGAAGCUAAAGACGGACUUGCAGCAAGAGCUCGUUGAGAUAAAGCGUCGCAUUGGGCAGUGCGAGACAUGUGGCCCUUUGUUCUCGGACGAAGGUCAGUCUUCCUUGAACGAUGACAACGCCGACAGCUUCAAGGCAAGUAUCAAGGUAGUGGAUUCAGAGAAGCGCAUGCGUGAACUCGAGUUAGAGCUGGCCAAGACGAAGCUGUCACUCGUCGAGGCGGAGUGUCACAGUCAGGACAUAGAGCACAAAUACUCCGCGCUGAUGGCUGCCGUGGAGGCUGAGGGGAACAAGCCGUGGUUCAAGCGGAUUAGCUUUAGUGGGCCUAAAGAGGCCAAGUAAACCAUGGCGCUUGUGGGGAAGGAGAAGGGGGGAGGAGGGGGGUAGAUAUUGUCGGUCCGAGUAGGGGGUUAGAGUAGAUUUAGCUUUAGUGGGCCUAAAGAGGCAGAGUGACCCAUGGCGCUCGAGGGGAAGUAGGGGGAGGAGAUAUUGGCGAUGGUGGGAGUAGAGAUUAAGGGUACAGUAGAUUUAGCUUUAGUGGGCCUAAAGAGGCAGAGUGACCCAUGGCGGAGAAGGGGGUGAUGGUGGUGAUGGUGACCCAUGGCGGAGAAGGGGGUGAUGGUGGCGAGGGUAAGGGGCACGGUUAGGCGUCACCGGACCUAAAAAGACAAAGUGAUGUGGUCGUAGUAACAGAACCCUUAGCAGAUCUAAAGAAAAGUUGUUCAUUUGUCGGUCGAGACAAGAAGGGGAGAAUAUAAACGAGAUUGGGAGGGGUAUAUAAAGGUAUAUAAAUUAAAAUAUAAACAAAUAUAUAAACAAAGUAAUAGUGUGAAAAUAAUAAGAAAAUUACCAUAUGCUUUGAAAGGGGAUAUAGUAGUAGAACCAAUUAUUUACUAGAUCUCGGUAAAAUAUAUAUUAUCGCUUGCAAUACCAGUAAAUACACUUAAAUAAAUUAAUCAGCAUUCGGUGGUUCCAGGCAUCGGAGUUGAGGUUGUUAUUGUUGGGGGAGGGGAGUGGAGUAGGAUAAAUAAAUUGCGUGAGGAAACCUUAAACUUAUUACAAUAAGCCACUGGCACAUUAUAGCCUAAACAAAUAACCAUAAAAUCUAAAUGGUAAUCAUAUAUGAGGUAUUUGCUGGGAUAAACUUAAGCGAUAUUCUGAUGUGUAAAGGGCUUAGUGAUAACAGUUGAAUAUGGAAACACUACUGACCUUUCUGGCGUGAAAAGUUGUCUUGAAUUAUUUUCUGGAGAGAACAAUUUCGCCGGGAACUAUAGAGCCAAUUACUUAACACACCUCAGGGGACUCUUGGAGCCAAUUACUUAACACACCUCAGGGGGGACUCUUGGAGCAAAUUUGGAAUGCCUGGGAGUUAUUGAGGGGUACAAAUUUUCGUACAACUAUUGUCUCAACAAGAACAUCGGUGUAACUCGGAGAUGUCUCGGGGACCAUACGGGAGUGUCUCGGACCAACUCGAAAGUGUCUCGAAUUGUUCGGAAGUUUCUUGAUAAGACGCGGAAGUGUUUGAUACCACUCGGAGCUAUUUGGUAUUGCCUCGAUACAACUCGAGAGGGUCUCGGGACCACUUGGGAUUGUCUUGUAAUGUUUUGAGUUCCUCAGGAUAACUAGGAAGUACCCUGGAUAAACCGAGCAUAAAAUAAGACGUUCAAGCGGCCCAGGUGUCAGUACAGUAAACUUUUGUUUUGCUACUUGGAAAAGCUUGCCCGUCUAUCGCUCUAUCUAUCCCUUUUUAUUAUAAAGAAGGGCCACAUUGUUUGCUUUGCCUUCUGGGUAAUUGUAUGAAUGUGGUUAUAUUUCACUGAAAGUCAACAUUUCCCAGAAGACACUACAACAUUUAAGGUGCUGUAUACAUAAUGACGGUAAAAAAUAUGUUUGAUUAAGAUAGUUAAAAGGUUUGUAAAAGGGUUUACUAUGGUCAUUCGUGUUUAUUUUAUUUUAUUUUGUAUAUAAUUUUGCUUAUAUUCAAAUUCGUUCAAAUUUACGCAUGUGUUUUGACAUCUGUUAGGCUCUCGGCCGACUUCGGCCAUAUUGCGCCUUUACGAGGAUAGCCCAGGAGAGAUAUGUCAUGAGAGAACUUGGGCGAUAUAUUGCGCCUUUACGAGGAUAGCCCAGGAGAGAGAUGUCAUGAGAGAACUUGGGCGAUCAACGGAUAAAUAGUUAACUAUUAUUAUCAAUUUAGUGAUUUGAUGUUGUGACAAAUGCUCGCGAGCUCAGCUUUUUUUAUUCCAGAGAAAAUCGCCUCUUGUGCAAAAAAAAAGGUUUAAUAACUAAGAAGCUCCUGUCGACAUUAUUUUACUAUUUACCCAGGAGCCCGUUUCUAUGCACCCCCCAAAUCCUAAUAUGCCAUAUCGAACCUGGGCUACCUGUGGACUGCGCUAUACGUCUCUGCCACUGAAACGGUAAAUGUGUAUCGUUAAAAGCGCUCUUUUUCAGGUAGAGAAUAUCGUAUCAUUCACGAUAGCAAAGUCAAUGUACGAACUAGGUUGGAUUGAAAGGAAUGUGGAAAAAUAAAAAAAUGUAUUAGAAUGCCGAAA